Messenger RNA from Gracilinanus agilis (Agile Gracile Mouse Opossum), 810 nucleotides. It is a transcript of the gene DYNLRB1, whose product is annotated as dynein light chain roadblock-type 1. Gene Ontology annotation, molecular function: dynein intermediate chain binding. Gene Ontology annotation, cellular component: cytoplasmic dynein complex; cytoplasm; centrosome. The transcript has 4 exons. The record is from RefSeq and is a predicted model, not a curated record. The coding region runs from base 86 to 376 and encodes 96 amino acids. Gene Ontology annotation, biological process: microtubule-based movement. NCBI's taxonomy places the organism in Eukaryota, Metazoa, Chordata, Mammalia, Didelphimorphia, Didelphidae.
CAGGCGCCGAAGCGGACAGUGUUUGGACUAGGUUGGGCAUCCCCGCCUCCGUCGUUGCCGGGCUGUUAUCGUUUUUGGCAGGAGCAUGGCUGAGGUAGAAGAAACGUUAAAACGAAUUCAGAGCCAGAAGGGAGUGCAAGGGAUCAUUGUUGUCAAUGCAGAAGGCAUUCCCAUUAAAAGUACCAUGGACAAUUCUACCACCAUGCAGUAUGCCAACCUGAUGCACAGCUUCAUCCUGAAAGCUCGGGGUACUGUGCGAGACAUUGACCCCCAGAACGAUCUCACAUUCCUCCGCAUUCGGUCCAAGAAAAAUGAGAUUAUGGUUGCUCCAGAUAAAGAUUACUUCCUGAUUGUCAUCCAGAAUCCAACAGAAUAAUUUGCCAUAUUUUUGGUGCCAUUUUUUUUUUCCUUUAAAUUAAUAGUCUCCCUGAAAGAAAGCAUUAGUGUUCAUUCUCUCUCACCAUUGAAUGGCAUGUGGAAAACCAAACAAUGAUGUGGGGCUGGAUUUGCUGAGAUCAUGUGACCCAAGGCAUAGCCCAGACUGAUUUUCUUAACCUUUUAUCCACCUUGAAUCUUCAGAGGCUGGAAAUGGGGCCUUCAGCCAUCAGGAAGAAAUCCCUUUGUGGCAAGCUCAAUGGCCUGGAUGGGUGCUGGGCACCCAAGUUCCGAGCUUCUCUCUGUCCAGGCUCCUCCCCUUCUCCUGACAGUGACCUGAUGUGCACAUGAAACCCCCAAAAUUCAGGCUCUGGGCUUUAGGUUUUAAUUUCAUUGCUGUUUUGAAAGGCUAACUAAAAAUAACUGUACCAAUUA